GUCCGUGUACCGAUGAGUUGCAAAAGAUUAGCACCGAUAGCAGGAGCAAGAUAUCGUGCCUUGUUUUUGGGUGGUUGUGGUGGGCCUGAUAAGAACUCCCAACAAAACAUCAUCAGCAACAACAACAGCAGUGGUGUGCUUCUUUUUCGCCGUAAAUUAUGUUCUUCUUCUGUGUUUAUCUCACCAGCUGCCGUCAAAGUUGCAUGUAAACAAAUACAACAACGAGCCCGCUUUCAGCAGAAUCGAGGUAAAAGCAGUACCAGGGAAAUACUAGAAAUGAGCGAAUUCAAUACAAUUGCACGCCCAUCGGCGCACGCUGGAAAACUGUUGGAAAACAAAACCUUCUUCCCCGAUCCACCUGUCCGCGGUCCGUUGGCACCGUACCGCAAGCAAGCGACCUUCGACUGGCGUAAACUGAAGCUUUCCUUCCACGAUGAAACAUCGCUCGAACUGCAGCAACGCGUGUGGGACUUUGCCCGCAAACAUCCGCUCUUUGCCCACCCGAACCAUACGCUCACGAUGGACGAGGAACGUCAUCUUGCCACCAAGCGUAUGUACGUGGUGCAGAAUGAGAAAAUGUUCACGCUGGCCGAUUUCCUGGAGCGUCCCGAUCUUGCCUCCAUCUACCAUCAAGCGUGGAUAGCUUACGAACCAAGCAUGGCCGUAAAAUACUCGCUCGGGUUCGGUAUGUUCCCAUCCGUUAUACGCACCCUGGAUGUGGGUCGCCUAGAUGAGAUUGUUGAGCGGAACGAAAAAGGCGAAUACCUUGGUGCCUUUGGAUUGACGGAAAUUGCACACGGAACGAAUGCCAAAGGGAUGCGAACUACCGCCACAUACGAUCCGACAUCCGGAGAGUACGUCCUUAAUACACCCGACUUCGAGGCGGCCAAAUGUUGGAUAGGAAAUUUAGGCAAAACGUGCACCCAUCUCAUUGUGUACGCACAGCUCUACACAGCCGAUGGUAAACAUCAUGGUUUGAAUGCGUUUGUGGUGCCGGUUCGUGAUCCGACCACUCUGCAAGCAUACCCGGGCGUAACCGUGGGUGAUCUCGGUGCAAAGGCAGGUCUACAGGGCGUAGACAAUGGCUUCGUAAUGUUCCGCCAGUAUCGCAUCCCGCGGGACAAUCUGCUAGCCCGCACCGGGGAUGUAAACGAACAGGGCGAGUUCGUAUCACCGUUUAAAGAUCCGGCCAAAAGGUUCGGUGCGUCGCUGGGGGCUCUCUCCGGUGGUCGCGUAAGUAUUUGUGGCAUUGCAAACGUUUACCUUACAAAAGCGAUCACGAUCGCGUUACGAUACUCCGCUAGCCGGAAGCAGUUCGGACCGGAGGAUAGUGAGGAAGAGUGGCCAGUGCUAGAGUACCAAUCGCAACAAUUUCGGUUAUUCCCUCAUCUCGCCAACAACACGGUGAUUCGGGUGUUUAACCUCUGGUUCGGUAAGGCGUACGGUGAUAUGCAGUUGAAGUUGCUCGGUGGAGAAAAUAUCGGAGCGACUGGGAUGGAAGUGCAUGCACUUUCGUCCGCUGCCAAGCCUGUGUGUACGUGGGCCGCUCGGGAUGGUGUGCAAGAAUGUCGAGAGGCUUGCGGAGGACACGGAUAUCUGAAGCUUUCGACGAUCGGAGAUUUGCGAGGCAACAAUGAUCCGAACUGUACGUACGAAGGUGAAAACAAUGUGCUGAUCCAGCAGGCAUCGAACUGGUUGCUAGGCGUCCGUGCGAAGGGUUACGAUAAAUUUGCCGAAGUGUCUCCCCUUGGCUCGGCACAGUUUCUUGCUCAGUAUGCAAGUCUCAGUAGGCGAAAGGCGACUUGGAAAGGUCCGGCGGAUGCGGGUUCUAUUGCAAAUCAACUGGAAGCUUUGGAUUGGUUGGUGGCCUAUUUGCUGGAGGAGUCGUUCCAAAAGAUGUCGACAUUAAAGCAGCAAGGCAAGUCUUCCUUCGAGGCACGAAAUGAUGUACAAUCGUUCUUUGCGCGGACACUUUCAAUCGCUUACGGAGAGCGCAUGCUCCUCUUCGUGUUUGCAAAGUUCCUGUCCAACCUUGAGGCAGGUCCCGAACGACAGGCACUCGAACGACUCGGCUCACUGUACGGUGCAGGAGCAAUUCUACGUCACAUCGGUGUAUUCUACCAAGGUGGAUACUUCUCCACGCUGCCAAACGCAAUGGCACUGCUUCAGCAAUCCGUAUUGGAUCUACUGCCAACGAUCAAACGGGAUGCAAUCGCCAUAGUCGAUGCGAUUGCUCCACCCGACUUUAUAAUCAACUCUCCACUCGGCAUGAACGAUGGCGAUGUGUACCGGCACAUGGAGUCGGCCAUCAUGCAAGCGCCGGAAGCGCUCGAACGUCCGAAAUGGUGGCGUGAUGUGGUACACCGAGAUUAUGUGCAAUCGAAGCUGUAA
Messenger RNA from Anopheles maculipalpis, 2391 nucleotides. RefSeq names its product peroxisomal acyl-coenzyme A oxidase 3 (gene Acox3). The record is from RefSeq and is a predicted model, not a curated record. The transcript has 4 exons. Gene Ontology annotation, cellular component: peroxisome. The coding region runs from base 13 to 2391 and encodes 792 amino acids. Gene Ontology annotation, molecular function: fatty acid binding; FAD binding; pristanoyl-CoA oxidase activity. Gene Ontology annotation, biological process: lipid homeostasis; fatty acid beta-oxidation using acyl-CoA oxidase. NCBI's taxonomy places the organism in Eukaryota, Metazoa, Arthropoda, Insecta, Diptera, Culicidae.